This is a messenger RNA of Anthostomella pinea, 1332 nucleotides long. The record is from the annotation of a GenBank genome assembly. NCBI's taxonomy places the organism in Eukaryota, Fungi, Ascomycota, Sordariomycetes, Xylariales, Xylariaceae.
AUGGUUUCAAUACAGGCCGCGCCCUCUUUGUUUGCGCCGCCGUCCGAAACACGUCUAAGCCCACCGACGUCCCUUGCCUGCCUCGGCCUGAAUCACCUGCCCCUCUACCACCCACCCUCGACCUCGACCUUGGGACCUGACACCAUGGAGCCCAACGGCGCGCCGCCUCCAAUCCCCAUCCAGUCCAUCGACCAGCCCGGCCUCAAGGCAACAGGCCAACUCCUCUACGGCCUGCGCCAGGAGGUCGCAGAGAUCCUCAAGAGAUCCUCCACCGGCUUCCCAGGUGCGCAACCCGUGAGCUUUGCGAGGAGGCAUAUAGACGAGCUGCGGCGCGAGGACUACUAUGUCUGCGAAAAGUCCGACGGCAUGCGCUAUCUGCUCUACCUAACCGAAGAUGGGAACGAAAACGAAGCACACUACCUGAUCGACCGCAAGAACGACUACUGGUUCGUCAACGCCGGCUCGCUGCACUUCCCCACGCCCGCCAACCAGCAGCACUUCCACCGCAAGACGAUCCUCGACGGCGAGCUGGUCAUGGACACGCUGCCCGACGGGCACAAGGAGCCGCGGUACCUGGUGUUCGACUGCCUGGUGCUCGACGGGCUGGUGCUCAUGAACCGCGAGCUGAACAAGCGGCUGGGCUACUUCCGCGACAACAUCUUCAAGCCCUACCAGCAGCUGCUGCGCGAGUACCCCGAGGAGAAGAAGUUCCAGCCCUUCUUCGUCGACCAGAAGUCGAUGCAGUUCUCGUACGGCAUCGAGAUGAUGUUCAAGGACGUGAUCCGCAACCUGCGCCACGGCAACGACGGCCUCAUCUUCACCUGCCUCAAGAGCGAGUACAAGCCCGGCACCGACCCGCACAUCCUCAAGUGGAAGGACGCCGAGGAGAACACCAUCGACUUCGUCUGGAAGCUGCGCUUCCCCACGCUCGAGCCCGACAAGCUCGACCGCGCCGAGGGAGUCUCCCAGCCCUACGUCGACUACGAGGCCAAGCCCGCGAUCGAGCUCCUCGCUAAUCACGGCGGCGGCUUCCCGCAGGGCUACCAGUACUUCGCCGACAUGUACAUGGAGGAUGGCGAGUGGGAGGUGCUCAAGGGCCUCGGCGACCCGCUCGACGACCGCGUCGUCGAGGCCUACAUGGACGGCCAGAAGCGGUGGCGCUUCUACCGCUUCCGCGACGACAAGUCCGACGGCAACCACAUCUCGACCGUCAACAGCGUCAUCGACAGCAUCCGCGACGGCGUCAAGAAGGAGGACCUGCUGGCUGCUGCCAAGACCAUCCGGGAUUGCUGGAAGGCUCGAGAGGCCGCCGCCAAGGCUCGAGGAAGAUGA